AUGAACGACGUGCUUCCAUCGUACGAGGCGGCAAACACCAGGGACUGUUGGCCCGUCGUCGCGCGGUAUAUACCGUCGGCGGAUCUCUGCUCAGCCGCCCUCGUCUGUCGCCAGUGGCACGCCAUCUUCACCCGCCAGCUCUGGGGCAACCCAGCCUCGCACUUCGGCGUCGAGAACGAUGUUGUCUACGUCGCCCUUGUCCGAUUCCGGCGGACGCUCGCUUGGGCACGGCUGAGCACCCGAGAGCUGACACACACGCUCCAUCUGCCACCCGCCCAUGCCGAGAUCUACGACGGCCCCCACGCCGAGUGGUUGCGCGACAUCCUCGAGUACCUGCCGCGACUCCAAUCGCUGAUCGUCUACCGCCUGCCGUUUUUCGACCACGGCGCCCUCAUCACCCUCCGCCGCCCAAGCAACCCGCGCCUCUCGUCGCUCUCCGACAGCCUUCGGCGGAUGACGUACGACUUCCCCUUGUUCUGGCUGCGCUACCUGGACGCCUCCGCCUGCACCAAUGCCACCUACACCGGCCUCGCCGAAGCCCUGCAGCACUUCCCCGCCCUGCUGUACCUCGACCUCUCCAAGACGAAGUCCGCAAAGGGUGCCGACGUGCUGUCCGUUCUGAAGCAUUGCCACAGCCUGAGGAUCUUGAAGCUGCGAUCCUUGGGGCUGAAGGAUGCCGAGCUCGAGGCGCUGGCCACCGCCGUGAAGACUAGACUCAAGAGCCUCGAUGUCCGCGACAAUCAGCUGACCGACAAGAGCGCCCGCAUUCUCCUGGAUAAUUGCUUCAGCUCGAGGCGUCCCGAUGGCUCCUCGUCAACUGAGAUGCGUUCGCCAGCGUCUCCGUCGUCUCCCAUGUGCCAUCCGUUUACCUUUGAUGACUAUGGCCACGAAGACUUUGACAGUGUUCUGCGAGCCAAGCUGGUUAGUGAGUUCGCGGGUAAUGCAUUCAUCAACGACGCCUAUUCCGAUGGCAUCACGCACUUGUACAUCUCGGAGAACAACAUUACCGUUGAAGGAGUCUCAGGGCUUCUGUACUCCAAGAGGCUAAAUGUGUUCGACGCAGGCACCGUCGCCAGCGGCCUGACGCGCAAGCCAAAACCGUCCUAUUUGCUAUCUUUCGAGGAGUCCGAAGACCAUGAAGAUUUCGCCAUGCCGGGCGCGGAGAAGCUCUCGCCCAUCAUCAAGAAGUUUGCAGCCGCACGGCUGACGUACUUGCGCAUCAAUCAUGCCGUAGUCACCGAGGAAACUGCGGUUGCCGAUCUCGCAGUCGGGAGAGUUGAGAUGGAAGGUGAUCUUGGAAUAUACACGCCGUCCUCAGCGCUCGAGCUCGAUGGAUCCAGCCAGAUACACGAGGCUCCCACACACGGCGCCGCAUUGCACGAGCUGCCAGGUAACCAGGCGCUGCCGGUCGAAUUGCCUGCUUCCGAGCCGCAAGUGUUCGAACUACCAGGCGACUUGCCCCCGACACCACCACUGAAGCCAGAGAUUGUCGUCGAUCCACCAGAAACAGAGACGCCCGAACCCACCAGCCACAGCGAGGCCGUCACGGAGCUCCUUCAAGGAACCGAGAAAAUGAGCUUGUCAGAAGGAGAGUCUACACCCGAGCCCGCAGGCACGCUCCGGGCGCGUCACAGCGAACACGAGACCAACCGCCGGCGAGCCUCAUCCCUCGCUCUCGAAGACCGCCGCGCGCGAUUGGAGUUCCGGCAGUCAAACGAGCAGCACCUCCACCCCGGCAUGCUGCCCGGGCUGGAGACGCUGGUCCUCACCGACGUGCCGCUCGAGACCGAGUCCCCCGCAGCCGUCGUGCGCCGGCUCGUCCAGUUCGUCAAGGACUGCGCCGAGGAGACGCACAUCGCCCGGCUGGCGGCGCGGGGCGCGUACGCCCUGCCCCCCGGGCGCGACCGCCAGCUCGCCGAGCGCGAGUACGCGCGCUCGCAGUUCGCGCUGCGCACGCUCGUGCUGGAGAUGGAGCCGCCGGGCGGCCGCCGUCGCCGCGACGCGCCGCCGCGCAAGCCCACCUCGGCCUGGCGCCAGUACCCGUCCAAGUCCUCGACCGAGGACCCGGACUCGGACGCGUUCUGGUCCGCCGCCGAGCGCGACUUCUCCUUCUUCGGCGACGAGGAGUGCGGCGUCCCGUCGCUGGACCCCGGCCGGUCGCUGCCGCUGGCCAGCAUGAGCGAGAAGAUUGUGCUGCCCGCGGCGGCGGCGGCGGCGCCAGUGCCCGUCCUGGCGCAGCACGAGGCGAGGCGGAGGGUCGAUGUAUGUGCUGAGUUGACUAGAUUUCGGAAGGAUCGGAAAGCGGCGUACUUGGCGGCGGUGGCGCGAGGAGAGAGCGAUCCGGAGGUCGAGGGGUAUUGGGAUGGCGAGAUCAAGGUCGUGCGGCCACCGGCGGCCGGGCAGGCGGCGAGGGGGGGCGAGGUCGACUGCUAUGGGAACUAUUUUGAGAACGGGUACAACUAUAGAUGA
Diplodia corticola is the source of this 2469-nucleotide messenger RNA. RefSeq names its product leucine rich repeat domain protein. Gene Ontology annotation, molecular function: protein binding. Bases 1 to 2469 code for a protein of 822 amino acids. NCBI's taxonomy places the organism in Eukaryota, Fungi, Ascomycota, Dothideomycetes, Botryosphaeriales, Botryosphaeriaceae. The transcript is spliced from 2 exons. The record is from RefSeq and is a predicted model, not a curated record.